CGCGACAUCAGACAGACAACGUCUAACGCGCCAGCAAUAUCAAAGACUGGGCAGACAUAUUUCUCCCACUCAUAAGGUCCGAAGUUACGGUGUUGCUAUUCAUUUUACUUGUAAGGCUCUGACAGCGGAAAGCUGUAGGAAGUGAAUUGCUUACAAUGAGGUAACCCCUACAUCCCACCGAGACUGCCAAAUUCAUUCCAGGUCCUUGGAUAUUUCUAACUACUCUCCGAUUUCAUAUAGCUCUCCUUUACGCCCAAGUAACUCUGCUGGUAACAGAGGACGAACAAAUCUGACCAGCAGGAAGCGUGGUCAUGACGGCCUUGAUGACAACUCCUCGGCACCACCCCCUUCGAGCCGUAAGCUAAAUCUGUGAUCGGUCAAAAUACGGCGUGUAUCUUAAGAUGGUUUCUAAUCAGCAAAUUUAGCGCCUCCUUCCUCCCCGCCAAUGCUGCCUCUUGAUGAGGCCGACAAUGAAGAUGACAUAGCGGCAGAGGAAGGGUUUGUUCCCGAUAUAGACGAUCUAGAGGAGAUGGCUGAGGAUGACGAUGGUAUUGAUCUUUUCGCAGACAACUUCGAAAGAGAUUAUGCCAAUCGUCCCGAUGAUGGGUACGCGGGAGUCGAUAUCGAUGACGCAGAUCAAGAGGAACUAGACCCGGCAGCAAGACGACAACUUGAGGCACGGCUCAAUAAACGAGACCGCGAAAUAGCUCGGAGGCGAAAAAUGCCGGCUGCUUUCAUGCAGGAAGACGACUUUGAGGGUGUUCCCGAUCUGUCGCUACAGACACGCAGACACAGACGCAACUAUGAUGAGGAGAGCCAGAACGCUGACAUGGAUGACCCAGAAGCUGACCUAACUCUGGAAGAUAUGGCCGAUAUCAAAGCCGAUAAUCUUACGGAAUGGGUAGCUACUCCAGCUAUUCAUAGGGCAAUCUACCGAGAGUUCAAAUCCUUUCUAACGGAGUUCACAGACAAGGACGGCAUUUCAGUCUAUGGUACCCUCGUGAAGAAUCUCGGAGAAGAGAACUCAGAGUCUCUUGAAGUCGCAUAUCCUCAUCUCAGCGAGUCAAAAUCGAUCAUCGCAUACUUCCUAGCGAACGCUCCAGCCGAAGUGCUCAAAAUUUUCGACCAGGUGGCUAUGGAAGCUACAUUGUUGCACUACAGAGACUAUCACCGCAUCCAUAGCGAAAUCCAUGUACGAAUCACUAACCUACCCGUGAAAUACACCCUACGACAACUUCGGCAAAGCCAUCUCAACUGCCUUAUCUGUGUUAGCGGUGUGGUUACAAGACGAACCGGUGUUUUCCCGCAAUUGAAAUACAUUAUGUUCAACUGCAGCAAAUGCGGCAUCACGCUUGGACCUUUUGAGCAAGAGUCAAGUAGCGAGCUGAAAAUCUCGUUUUGUCAAAACUGCCAAAGCCGUGGGCCCUUCACAUUGAACUCUGAGAGAACUGAAUAUCGUAACUUCCAGAAAUUAACCCUUCAAGAAUCUCCGGGGACUGUACCCGCUGGUAGACUCCCACGCCAUCGUGAUGUUAUUCUUUUGGCAGAUUUGAUUGAUUCUGCCAAACCUGGUGAUGAGGUUGAAAUCACCGGUAUUUACCGCAAUCAAUACGAUCUUCCAAUGAGUCAAAGAAGUGGGUUACCAGUUUUCAGCACAAUUAUCGAGGCUAACCACAUUGUCAAAUCUCAUGAUCAACUGGCUGGGUUUCAGUUGACUGAGGAAGAUGAACAUCAAAUCCAAGCCCUAUCUAAGGACCCUAAUAUUGUUGAGAAGAUCAUUGCCUCAAUUUGCCCAAGUAUCUAUGGCCAUGGGGACGUCAAGACUGCGGUCGCUCUUUCACUGUUUGGUGGCGUCAGCAAAGUGGCUCAGGGAAAAAUGAACAUUCGUGGAGAUAUCAACGUACUAUUGCUUGGUGACCCAGGUACCGCCAAAUCACAAGCUCUAAAAUACAUAGAAAAAACUGCCCAUCGUGCAGUUUUUGCUACUGGGCAGGGAGCCAGUGCGGUCGGUUUGACUGCAAAUGUGCGUCGUGACCCAAUGACCAGUGAAUGGACCCUUGAAGGCGGUGCGCUAGUGUUGGCUGAUAGAGGUACCUGCUUAAUCGACGAAUUUGACAAGAUGAAUGACCAAGACCGCACAUCUAUUCAUGAGGCAAUGGAGCAGCAGACAAUAUCUAUAUCAAAGGGUGGUAUCGUUACCACACUCCAGGCCCGGUGCUCGAUUGUUGCAGCUGCGAACCCUAUUGGGGGCCGCUACAGGGGUACGCUUCCUUUUUCUCAAAAUGUCGAACUCACUGAGCCUAUUCUUUCUCGUUUCGAUAUUCUCUGUGUUGUUAGAGACAUGGUCAACCCAGACGUGGAUGAAGGCUUGGCUUCAUUUGUGAUGAAUUCGCAUUAUCGCUCGAACCCAGUUAAAGAUGCACAAGGGAACCCGGAAGAAGAUGGGUCAGAAGACUCUCCUGAAUCCAGGUUUAAGGCACAGAGAGAGGAGGCCAUCCCGCAAGAACUAUUGCGCAAGUACAUCGUCUACGCACGGGAGAAAUGUCAUCCAAAAUUAUAUCAAAUAGAUGAAGGCAAAGUCGCUGAGGUCUUCGCCGAUUUGAGACGAGAAAGCCUAGCCACUGGUGCAUAUCCUAUAACGGUACGUCAUCUUGAGUCAAUCAUGCGAAUCGCUGAGGCAUUCUGCAAAAUGCGCCUAUCCGAAUACUGUUCAUCUCGCGACAUUGACCGUGCGAUUGCUGUAACCGUUGACUCCUUUAUUGGUAGUCAGAAAAUAAGCUGUAAAAAGGCUCUCUCACGGGCAUUUGCCAAGUAUACCCUUAACAAACCCAGGUUAAAACGGGACGGGGGUCCGGGCCGUAACUCUUCAUCCACCCGUAACUAA
This is a messenger RNA of Trichophyton rubrum CBS 118892, 2884 nucleotides long. RefSeq lists its product as uncharacterized. The coding region runs from base 446 to 2884 and encodes 812 amino acids. Gene Ontology annotation, biological process: mitotic DNA replication initiation; DNA replication; double-strand break repair via break-induced replication. NCBI's taxonomy places the organism in Eukaryota, Fungi, Ascomycota, Eurotiomycetes, Onygenales, Arthrodermataceae. Gene Ontology annotation, cellular component: nucleus; MCM complex. The record is from RefSeq and is a predicted model, not a curated record. Gene Ontology annotation, molecular function: 3'-5' DNA helicase activity; single-stranded DNA binding; ATP binding. The transcript has 3 exons.